AUGCCUGGUGAGGUUAUUGAUCGACCAAAUCCCCCAGCCCAACCGUCGCAUCUUCCCGAUCUACUUGACCAGCUGCAUGUUCAGCUCCAGCAGACAGCGUUGGACCAGGAUGCUUGCGAUGCCCUGUUCAAGUUUCGUCGGGCGGCAUCUUAUAUUGCUGCGGCAAUGAUUUUUCUGCAGGAUAAUGUGAUGCUGAAGCGUGAUCUAACGCCAGCAGAUAUUAAGCCUCGCCUUCUUGGUCACUGGGGAACAUGCCCCGGUCUGAUUUUGGUAUACUCUCAUUUGAACUAUAUCAUCAAAAAGUAUGACCUAGAUAUGCUUUACGUUGUCGGGCCCGGGCAUGGCGCCCCCGGCAUACUAGCCUCGCUAUGGAUCGAGGGAUCACUGGAAAAGUUCUACCCUCAUUAUGGGAGGAAUGUAGAUGGUCUGCGUAACCUCGUCUCAAGGUUCAGCACCAGUGCUGGACUGCCAAGCCACAUUAAUGCCGAGACUCCUGGGGCAAUCCACGAAGGAGGAGAACUGGGCUACGCCUUGGCUGUAUCCUUUGGCGCAGUCAUGGAUAAUCCGGACUUGAUUGUCACCUGUGUGGUGGGAGAUGGCGAGGCAGAAACUGGCCCGACAGCCACGGCCUGGCACGCCAUAAAGUACAUCGAUCCGGCUGAGUCAGGAGCUGUACUCCCGAUCCUACAUGUGAAUGGCUUCAAGAUCAGUGAGCGGACAAUCUUUGGUUGUAUGGAUAACAAAGAACUUGUAUGUCUGUUCACGGGCUAUGGCUACCAGGUGCGCGUGGUCGAGGACCUCCAUGAUAUUGACACCGAUCUUCACAACUCCAUGUUGUGGGCGAUUAGUGAAAUCCGCAGAAUUCAAAAGGCGGCGCGCUCUGGACAGCCGAUUAUGAAGCCUCGGUGGCCGAUGCUGGUUAUGCGUACGCCCAAGGGCUGGUCGGGUCCAAAGCAGUUACAUGGACAGUAUAUCGAAGGGUCCUUCCAUUCUCACCAAGUCCCUCUUCCCAAUGCCAAAACCGAUGGGGAAGAACUGCUAGCUCUCCAAAAAUGGCUUUCUUCGUACCGGCCAGGGGAACUUUUUACCGCGGCUGGCGAUGUUGUCGACGAUAUCAAAUCUAUAAUUCCCUCAGACAAUAAAAAGCUGGGUCAGCGACCAGAGUCAUACAAAAAUUAUACCGCCCUGGACCUCCCCGACUGGAGACAGUUCUGCGCGGAGAAAGGCGAGCAGCAGAGUGCAAUGAAGACGAUUGGCAAGUUCAUUGACCGGGUGAUGGUUCAGAACCCUCAUAGCCUUCGCCUCUUUUCCCCUGAUGAACUGGAGAGUAAUAAGUUGAGCGACGUCUUGGAACACACAGGCCGGAAUUUUCAAUGGGAUGAGUUCUCAAAUGCAAGAGGCGGACGCGUGAUUGAAGUUUUGAGCGAGCACUUGUGUCAAGGCUUUAUCCAAGGGUAUACUUUGACCGGUCGGGUGGGUAUCUUCCCAUCUUAUGAGAGCUUCUUGGGAAUCGUCCACACUAUGAUGGUGCAAUAUGCCAAGUUGAUGAAAAUGGCCAAGGAGACAUCCUGGCAUCAUGACGUGAGUAGCAUCAAUUAUAUCGAAACUAGUACCUGGGCCCGCCAGGAGCACAACGGAUUUUCGCAUCAGAACCCGUCUUUUAUUGGCGCGGUGCUCAACCUCAAGCCUGAGGCUGCGCGGGUUUAUCUACCCCCGGAUGCAAACACCUUCUUGACGACCGUACAUCACUGCUUGAAAUCCAAGAAUUAUGUCAACCUUAUGGUGGGCUCGAAGCAACCAACUCCAGUAUACCUCAGCCCUAGUCAAGCAGAGCGUCAUUGUAGAGCGGGCGCGUCUGUUUGGAACUUCUGUAGUACCGAAGAUGGAAUCCGGCCCGAUGUGGUGCUUGUAGGAAUUGGGGUUGAGGUGAUGUUCGAGGUAAUCUAUGCCGCGGCUAUCCUACGGAAGCGAUGCCCCGAGCUUCGUGUUCGUGUGAUCAAUGUGACAGAUCUGCUGGUCUUGGGCACGGAGGGCGCCCAUCCGCAUGCGCUCCGAGACGAGGCGUUCGAUAACUUGUUCACACCCGACCGACCGAUCCACUUCAACUACCAUGGUUAUCCAAGCGAACUAAAGAAUCUCCUCUUCCAUCGUCCUCAUCUGGAUCGGGUAACCAUCAACGGGUACAUAGAAGAAGGGAGCACCACGACACCCUUCAACAUGAUGCUCGCAAAUGAAGUGUCGCGCUUCCAUGUGGCGAAGAUGGCUAUUAUGGGAGCAGCCAAGUGGAAUGAAAAAGUUCAAGUCCGGCAGCACGAGCUGUGUUCUGAGCUGAAUCACAACAUUGCUGAGACACAAAAGUAUAUUGUGGAAAAGCGCAAAGAUCCGGAUGACACAUACACUAUGCCUGCAUUUGACUGA
Aspergillus ochraceoroseus IBT 24754 is the source of this 2418-nucleotide messenger RNA. Its product is annotated as putative phosphoketolase. Gene Ontology annotation, biological process: carbohydrate metabolic process. The coding region runs from base 1 to 2418 and encodes 805 amino acids. Lineage: Eukaryota; Fungi; Ascomycota; Eurotiomycetes; Eurotiales; Aspergillaceae. The transcript is spliced from 8 exons. Gene Ontology annotation, molecular function: aldehyde-lyase activity. The record is from RefSeq and is a predicted model, not a curated record.